ACACAAUCUCCGUUUUGGAUCAUGUGACUGCUAAAGACAGCAGUAUAUAGAUCUAAUAAUUUUCAUCAGAGCACGAUCGGACACCUCGAGUGAUCACUGUAUAGUAUUGAAAUUCGGCUUGCAGCACCAACAUGUCUCCCCUGUGGGUACUGCUUCUACUGCCAACCUUGACCUACGCUGGGGUCACAGAGGACGCGACCCGUUUGUUCUCGUCGCUCGACACCAACGGAGACGGUAAACUGGAACCGGAGGAGUUUUUUGUUUACAUGCGGGCUUUCGAUAUCGACCAUGAUGGAGGCAUGUCCCUAGCCGAGCACCAGAAUUUGAUCAACUCUGUUGUUCCUGCCCUGGUCAAGUACGUGGCCCCCCGUUUCAAUGAGGUGGACCUGAACAAGGACGGCAAGCACGACGAAGCAGAGAUGUACCAGACGCUUCUAUUCAUGGACACCGACAAGAGCGGCAUUGUUGAAAGGCCGGAGUUUGUCAAAUUUAUCGAAUAUAUCUCAAGUUACAAGAUCUAGAUCUUCGUACUUACUGAUAAUAGCGAUGAUAACCCUCUACUAUAAAAAAUAUAAAUUUUGAAUGUGAAAAUAAAGCUUUUUAGAAGCA
Physella acuta is the source of this 609-nucleotide messenger RNA. RefSeq lists its product as uncharacterized. NCBI's taxonomy places the organism in Eukaryota, Metazoa, Mollusca, Gastropoda, Physidae. Gene Ontology annotation, molecular function: calcium ion binding. The record is from RefSeq and is a predicted model, not a curated record.